AUGGCAUCGAAGGGUAAUAAAAGACAAGCAGGGGACGAGGGAAAAGUCGUCGAUAAAAGACAAAAGGGAAAUGAUGGGGGUGUCGUCGAUAGAAAAACAGUCGAAUUGGUGAGAAAAUUAUUUAAUGAAUUUGAUAGGGAGAAACGUGAGAAAAAUAUUGAAGAAAUCGCUAAGAUGGUUGUUGAUCGUAAUAAUAAACAAAAUCUAAGUAAAUUAGCAGAUAUGGUAAAAAAUACAAAAUCACUUUAUAGAGAAAAACGUAAUUAUAACAUUGAGGAUCGUGACAUUGUAGAAUUAGCAGCACUGGUUCGAUCUCAUAGAAACAUUAGUUUACCGCGAACAUCUUUUUCAGUCCGUCAAAUACGUACGCAUGAACGAUUUGGUUAUACGGAAUAUAUAUUUGAUGUAAAUGUGGGUAGUGAACAUAUGCGUUCAUUACCAGAUUUUCUUGUAAAUUUACGUAGUGUCUUUGAUUAUUUAAUUAAUACAAUGAUGUAUUAUGCAGGAUCGAAUACCGACAAAGCACGAUUUUUUAUCUCGAAUGCCCCACGUACACCCUUUUCAACAGCUGUAUUAAAUGUAACGGAUUUUACAACGGACAUGUUUUUCAAUAUUUUUGAAAAACACAUGCAAAGUAACGCACAAGAGAUUAUCAAUAAUGGCUGGAAUACGACUGUUAGUUUGUAUAUUUUUCCGAAUACUCGUACGUCACGUCAACAACAUGUAAAAAAACGAAAAAAACAAAGUAGAAUGUAUAAGUAUUUAGGCAAAAAUGAUACGGAAUCCGGUAGUGGUAAAAAAAAUGACGUGGCGUUAAAACAUGGUCGCGAAGUGCGUCAUGGUGUUUUUCAGAUUGGUAAAGCAAACGUCAAAAACAGUUGUUUGGCGUUAGCACUCUUAGUGGGUAAAUCCUAUCUACGCAACGAUACUAAUGCACAAAAACUAAAGAGAAAUAGUAAUUUGACAUUAAGCGACCUAUAUACUGACGAAGACAUUACAAACGUGUACACGACAAGUUGUCUACCCGUUGGACCGGUUCGUAUUAAACAACUUCAAUAUGUUUAUGAAAAGUAUUUAAAACCGGACGGACUUGACCUAGUUGUUUUUUCUAAAAAUCAAGCUGAUAGCAUCGUGUACGAUUCGCGACUACAUGACAAUCAACGUCUACACCGUAUUACAAAUGAUGUUAUUUUUCUUUGGUUAAACGAAAAACAUUAUGAUCUUGUGACAUCGCCGUAUACAUUUUCACGUUUAAAUUUGGGAAAAUUUUGUUUUUCAUGCAUGCGUUAUUUUCGACGUUUUGAAAUUAAAGAUACACAUGUUUGUAUUGCGUCUUUAACCUGUCAUCGAUGCUAUGCUAAUACGACAAAAUGUAUUGAAACGCCGGGUUUUGUACAACAGUGUACUAUGUGCGAUAUUAUUUUUUACAAUCCUGAUUGUUUUCGUAACCAUUUAGUACAAAGAGUGUUUAAAACAUUUGUGAAUGGUAAAUUGACUAUGGAAACACCGUGUCAGCGUGUUUUUUUUGUAUUGUUUGUUACAAAUCCGUGA
Messenger RNA from Paramuricea clavata, 1551 nucleotides. NCBI's taxonomy places the organism in Eukaryota, Metazoa, Cnidaria, Anthozoa, Malacalcyonacea, Plexauridae. The record is from the annotation of a GenBank genome assembly.